Messenger RNA from Penicillium verhagenii, 1728 nucleotides. Its product is annotated as MFS transporter. The coding region runs from base 1 to 1728 and encodes 575 amino acids. Gene Ontology annotation, biological process: xenobiotic detoxification by transmembrane export across the plasma membrane. Lineage: Eukaryota; Fungi; Ascomycota; Eurotiomycetes; Eurotiales; Aspergillaceae. The record is from RefSeq and is a predicted model, not a curated record. The transcript is spliced from 2 exons. Gene Ontology annotation, molecular function: fluconazole transmembrane transporter activity.
AUGGAGGCUGUUAUUCGAGAAGCCCCGAUAGGGCAAUUGAUCAGAUUCUUAUCCAACAACAAAUACUUUCAAUACCCAGAGGAAAAGCCCGACUUCAAGCUCCCCGAGACAUGGAUUCAAAUGAUGCAGAGCCUUGAAGCUUCCAACAAACAGGCUGGAAAUCCCGAGUCCAAAGAGGAAAGACAAAAUUCAGACCAAAGCGACGUUAUCAGCCACACUUCGACUUUGCAAGAGGACCGCGAAACAAACUUGAAUGCUGCAGAUCUCGAAAAAGUCAAGUCUAUCCCGAUUACCCCGAAGAAGACAAAGGAUGGUGCGAUUCUGGUGGAUUGGUACUAUACCGAUGACGCCGAAAAUCCCCAUAAUUGGUCCAAUAUGAAGCGCGCAUUGCUCGCGACCAUCAUCUGCCUUUAUACAUUUGUUGUAUAUACAACAUCGGCAAUUUACACGGCCUCGGAACAAGGAAUCAUGAAGGAGUUUGGUGUCAGUGAGGUGGUUGUAACAUUGGGUCUCUCACUAUAUGUGCUUGGAUAUGGCACUGGUCCUCUAAUAUUCUCCCCGUUGAGUGAGAUCCCUAUAAUUGGACGAAACCCAGUCUAUAUUGUUACCAUGUUCCUUUUUGUCAUCAUCUCUAUCCCAACAGCCCUGGUCGGCAACUUUCCGGGUCUGAUGGUGCUGCGUUUCCUUCAAGGAUUCUUUGGCUCGCCUUGCCUUGCAUCGGGAGGUGCCUCGAUUGGUGAUAUGUACAGUCUUAAUGCUUUGCCAUAUGCUAUGAUGGCAUGGGUCGCUGCUGCAUACUGUGGCCCUGCCCUUGGUCCCCUUCUCAGCGGGUUUGCAGUUCCUGCUGAGUCUUGGCGUUGGUCUCUCUUUGAGUCAAUCUGGGCCUCAGCCCCGGUCUUCAUCAUCAUGCUCAUUUUUCUCCCCGAGACCAGCACUCCGACUAUCCUCCUUCGACGCGCUCAGCGCCUUCGAAAAAUUCACAAUAACGCGCGCUUCAUGUCUCAAUCUGAGAUCGACCAGCGAAACAUGCAUGUCUCUGAUGUCGUUGUGGAUGCACUCAUCAAGCCCAUGGAGAUUACAAUCAAAGACCCCGCUGUCCUUUUUGUUCAGAUCUACACCGCGAUCAUCUACGGCAUUUACUAUUCAUUCUUCGAAGUCUUCCCUCUGGUUUACCCUGUUGAUUACCACAUGAACCUGGGACAAGUCGGUCUAGUAUUCCUUUGCAUCCUGGUAUCGUGCAUCAUAGGUGUCGGGACCUAUUUCUCCUACCUAUACUUCUGGAUGAACCCCCGCAUUGAGCGCUUCGGCUGGCCAGUCCAAGAAUCCCGCUUAAUACCGGCUCUCCCAGCCUCCUUCGGCCCCACAAUCGGUCUUUUCCUUUUUGCCUGGACGGCCCGAGCCUCUAUCCAUUGGAUUGUACCGACAAUCGGUAUUACCAUCUACGGAGCAACGGUAUUCGUUGUCAUGCAGUGUAUCUUUGUCUAUAUUCCUUUGUCUUACCCAAAGUACGCAGCUAGUCUAUUUGCGGCUAAUGAUUUCUUCCGAAGUGCACUGGCCUGUGGCAGUGUCAUGUUUGCGCAUCCGCUAUUCGGUAAUUUGGGUGUUGCCAGGGGUACGAGCCUCCUAGGUGGACUGAGUGUGAUUGGAAUCAUUGGAAUCUGGCUACUCUAUUUCUAUGGCUCGAGGCUUCGGGCUUUGAGUAAGUUUGCUGAGUCUGUGGAGGAAUGA